Molecule: messenger RNA, 483 nt
Organism: Rotaria socialis
Lineage: Eukaryota; Metazoa; Rotifera; Eurotatoria; Philodinida; Philodinidae
Source: the annotation of a GenBank genome assembly
AUGCUGAUUCUGAAUCUGUCAACAUUUGCAAGAGUGGUAAAUCCUGUGAAUACUGUAGAUUGUUUUUGUGAUUUGGUGAAAAACAAUCUUUGUUUACAUUCAACAUCGGAUAUCUCACCAAAAGAACGUGAAAUUGCUAAGCAUUUGUGUGAAACAAUUGUAACAUUCAAUAAAUGUAAAAGAUUUGAAUACGAAGAGGAGACGACAUUGGAUCUUGAUGAAAUGUCAGAUGAUUACGAAAAUGAAGUUAAUGAUAACAUUUUUCAUGAUAAUGAUAGUUCUGAAGCUGAUGAUGAGUGGGGAUCAGAGGGAAAAGAACGAGAAGCUUAUAGCGUAAAGGGCUAUUCUUUGGAAUAUAUGAAACAAGUUGUUGGUUAUGCUGGUGCUAAAGAUUCAUCGGGUAAACGAAGAAGAUCAUGGAAGACAGUGCAUCAUAAAUACAAAAAAGGUUCCAGAUCAAUCAUACAUAAGUCGGUUCCGUAA